GGGAACUGGGAAAGAGUGACGUAAUAGUUGACAUAAACAAGCUUCGUUCUUAUAUCGUUCUACGACUUGCACGCAAUUCUUGCACGGCUUUCGGUAGUUUGCUAUUACUGUUUUUUAUUUAACAAAAAUUAAUGGAUUCUUCUGAAGAAGAAGCCGAUUAUGAUAUUGUCGUCAAUAACAAUGAGGUACAACCUUACAUGUUUGAGCCUUUGGCCAACGCGGAAGGUGGUCAUAGUAAUGACAAUUCUUUGUCAUCGGAAAGCGAAGAUGAAUACAUUCACAGAAUUGGAAAUGUUGAAUGGUGCGAGUGUGGCUUUUGUGUGGUCAUGAGUACAGGACGGGAAAGUAUAUGUUGCCAAGAGGUAAACAACACUGAUCCUCUGAUACAUGGCGAUCAUAUUUGCAUCACACAAGAGGAAGAGUUUGCCACAGUAUGUACAAACGAAGCUGUCUUAAAAACAGCUAUGGUCGUGUACACACAUGACAUUGGACCUAUGCCUGAGAGUGAAGAAAACGAGUAAAUAUUACCUUAGAAGUGUAAUUACGUGUAUGUCGACAAGUGUAUAAUGCCGAUAAGUAUCUUAGACAAAAUUUUGUAUC
Xenia sp. Carnegie-2017 is the source of this 600-nucleotide messenger RNA. RefSeq lists its product as uncharacterized. The record is from RefSeq and is a predicted model, not a curated record. Bases 132 to 521 code for a protein of 129 amino acids. The transcript is spliced from 2 exons. Lineage: Eukaryota; Metazoa; Cnidaria; Anthozoa; Malacalcyonacea; Xeniidae.